GUCUGUUCAGGGCUGCGGUGCCCAGCGGAGCAUCCACGGGGAUUUAUGAAGCUCUGGAGCUUCGUGACGGCGACAAGAGCCGCUACAAGGGCAAAGGUGUUUUGAAGGCGGUUGGACACAUCAAUGACACCCUGGCUCCAGCUCUUAUAGCCUCCGGCAUCAGCGUGGUGGAGCAGGAGCAGCUGGACAACACCAUGAUUGAAAUGGAUGGAACGGAAAACAAAUCAACGUUUGGAGCCAACGCCAUCCUGGGUGUGUCUCUAGCGAUCUGUAAGGCCGGUGCAGCGGAGAAAGACGUCCCUCUGUACCGUCACAUAGCCGACCUGGCCGGAAACACAGAACUUGUGCUGCCGGUUCCUGCCUUUAAUGUGAUAAAUGGAGGAUCUCAUGCAGGAAAUAAACUCGCCAUGCAGGAGUUCAUGGUUCUACCUGUCGGGGCCGAGUCUUUCAAGGAGGCGUUGAGGAUAGGAGCCGAGCUCUACCACACUCUGAAGGGAGUGAUUCAGGAGAAAUACGGCCAGGACGCCAUCAACGUGGGCGAUGAGGGGGGAUUUGCUCCCAACAUCUUGGAGAACAGUGAAGCCCUGGACCUGCUGCAGACCGCCAUAGAGAAGGCGGGUUUCACGGAUAAGGUGGUGGUUGGGAUGGACGUGGCCGCUUCAGAGUUUUACCGUGAAGGUAAAUACGACCUGGACUUCAAAUCCCCUCCAGAUUCAUCGCGACACAUCUCUGCAGAUGAGCUGGCUGACAUCUACCAAAGCUUUGUGAACAAUUACCCAGUGGUGUCCAUCGAGGACCCUUUUGACCAGGACGACUGGGAGGCCUGGACCAAUCUGACGGCCCAGGUCGGGAUCCAGGUUGUUGGAGACGACUUGACGGUGACCAACCCAAAGAGGAUAGAAAAAGCUGCUGAGGAGCGAGCCUGCAACUGCCUGCUGCUUAAAGUCAACCAGAUCGGCACCGUCACCGAGGCCAUUCAGGCGUGCAAGCUGGCUCAGGCAAACGGUUGGGGUGUGAUGGUGAGCCAUCGCUCAGGGGAGACGGAGGACACCUUCAUUGCUGACCUCGUGGUGGGACUCUGCACUGGACAGAUUAAAACGGGUGCUCCCUGCAGAUCCGAGCGAUUGGCCAAGUACAACCAGCUCAUGAGGAUUGAAGAAGAGCUGGGCGACCAGGCUCGCUUCGCAGGCCAUAACUUCAGGAACCCCAGCGCCCUGUGAAACCGACCGCCGAAUGACUCACACACGCUCGUGCACGCCAACGCCCACACAAACUGACACCAACGACAAACAAGGAAUGAGCCAUGUACAAAGAACGACCACGCAAAUUCAGGAAAACACGACCGCCGAAGAGCCAAGCGAAAUAAACGAACACAUUUAUGCACUGCACUUAAAAAGGGAGGUGAAACUGUAUGCACAUAAAACACACACACACUCGCACACACACCCAACGUGCACAGAUGCAACACCUGAUGAUGCACAUGCAGGGGAAUACCUUCUAACUAUAAAAGCCAGACAUGCACUGUUACUGUAGGGAUAGUUCACGUCCAGCCGGAAGAGAAACCUGCAAAAAUAAAGAUUAAUGUUGUAAAAACAAAGACGUUAAUAAGUAGAGGUAGAAUAAUUUAGACUGAAAGAGACGGAAAAUGUCUAACUUUUAAGACCAAAACGAGGAUGAUGCAGCUGAGUGAACACGGUAAAACUCCACGCUGUAACUGUGUGAACGCGCUCACCUCCACUCCUCUCACCUCCUCCUCCUCUCUUUGAGCCUCCUCCUCCUCCUCGUCCCGUCUGUGUCUGUGUUCCGUUUGCUUCUCACACCGAUGUGAUCCUGAUUACGUGUCCUUCAUGCUUGAAGUCCUGCCUCUGUCUCAAACGAGAAAAAAUAAAUUGAACUCGAGUGUCUUUGGUUCCCCCUGAAUGUCCACAGAGUAGUGUCGAAACAGAAGAA
Molecule: messenger RNA, 1950 nt
Organism: Nematolebias whitei (Rio pearlfish)
Lineage: Eukaryota; Metazoa; Chordata; Actinopteri; Cyprinodontiformes; Rivulidae
Gene: eno2
Product: enolase 2
Biological process (GO): glycolytic process
Cellular component (GO): phosphopyruvate hydratase complex
Molecular function (GO): phosphopyruvate hydratase activity; magnesium ion binding
Source: RefSeq, a predicted model, not a curated record